Pecten maximus is the source of this 2214-nucleotide messenger RNA. RefSeq lists its product as uncharacterized. The transcript has a single exon. NCBI's taxonomy places the organism in Eukaryota, Metazoa, Mollusca, Bivalvia, Pectinida, Pectinidae. The coding region runs from base 1 to 2214 and encodes 737 amino acids. Gene Ontology annotation, molecular function: nucleic acid binding. The record is from RefSeq and is a predicted model, not a curated record. Gene Ontology annotation, biological process: DNA integration.
AUGGCAGAACAAAUGCUCCCAUUUCGUAAACUCCUUCAACAUGGAACACCUUUCCAAUGGACCGAUGAGCCUGAGGGGUUAUUCCAGACCUCAAAGACCAAAAUCAUCCAAGAUAUUGAAAACGGGGUUGGUAUAUUUGACUGCAAGAAACCAACAUGUCUGGCUACGGAUUGGUCCAAAUCUGGAAUUGGCUUCUGGCUUUUUCAGAAGCACUGCAGCUGCCCAGGCUCCAAGCCAUUCUGCUGCAAAACUGGAUGGAAAGUGACAUUGGUCGGAAGCAGGUUCACACAUUCUGCUGAAUCCCGAUAUGCUCCUAUCGAAGGGGAAGCACUGGCAGUCGCGGAUGCACUGGACAAGGUGCGUUACUUUGUUCUUGGCUGUGAGAACCUCGUCGUUGCGGUCGAUCAUAAACCCCUACUUCGUGUCCUUGGCAAUCGCUCAUUAGAGGACAUCCCAAACUGUAGACUAAGAAACCUGAAGGAAAAAACGUUACGUUACAGAUUCCGCGUUGUACACAUACCUGGUGCAAAACACUGCGCUGCAGAUUGCCUAUCUAGACAUCCUUGUGGUGAACCGGACUUACUAUCCCUACCAGAUGAUAACCCAUCCUCAUCUACUGGCCUUAGUGUGAUCCGGACAUUCGAGUCUCCUGAUGACUUCGAAGAUACCCUAGUCGCUACAGCAGAACCCACCCUCUCCUCACUUGGCACACAGGCAGUCACAUGGGUUAUAGUUCGGAUGGCUACAGCCAGUGAUGAAUCUAUGACCCAGCUAUUGAGUUUGAUAGAAGAUGGUCUCCCAGAAUCCCGCCAUUCCUUUCCACCAAACCUGCGCACCUUUCACCAGUUUCAGUCAGAUCUCCACUCGCUUGAUGGUGUGAUCCUCUACAAGGACCGUGUCGUGGUUCCACAAUCACUCCGGCACGAGGUACUUUCCAUCCUUCACUCUGCUCACCAGGGAGUGUCUAAGAUGAUUGCAAGGGCUGAAAGCUCAGUCUUCUGGCCGGGCAUUACACGUGCAAUCAACACGGUGAGACUUGAAUGUAAUCACUGCAAUCGCAUUGCCCCUUCGAAUCCAAGUGCUCCUCCAUAUCCAUUGAUGUCAGCUGACUAUCCCUUUCAGUGCAUAUGCGCAGAUUAUUUCACACACAGAGGUGUGAAUUACCUUGUCAUCAUUGACCGCUACUCCAACUGGCCAAUAGUUGAAAGAGCUUCUGGAGGUGCGGCCGGACUACUCGCAUGUCUUAGGACAUUUGCAACCUACGGCAUACCAGAUGAACUAGCAUCUGACGGCGGCCCUGAAUUUACUGCAACCGCGACUGGACAAUUCUUCAAAGAUUGGGGUGUCCACCACCGAUUAUCUUCGGUUGCCUUCCCUCACAGCAACUGUCGUGCAGAGGUUGGAGUGAAAACAGUGAAACGCCUGAUCGCUGACAGCACCUCGCCCAACGGUGACCUAGAUACCGAUAUGUUUCAACGCGCUAUCUUACAGUACAGGAAUACACUAGACUGCGACCAUAAACUCUCCCCAACAAUGUGCAUAUUUGGCCAUCCGAUAAGGGAUUUCAUCCCGAUCCCACCAGGACGAUAUCGCCCUCAUCAGAACUGGCAGGAAACUUCGGUCGCGCGAGAGGAAGCCCUUCGUAACCGCCAUAUGAGAGAAGCAGAUAAAUGGUCAGAACACACGAGACGCCUGCCACCCCUCGUGAUUGGUGAUCACGUACGGCUAAAAAACCAAACAGACCCUUACCCGAAGAAAUGGGAUAAGACUGGCAAAGUUGUUGAGGUUCGCCAGUUUGAUCAAUAUAUCAUCCGGGUUGAUGGUUCUGGAAGGAUGACAUUACGGAACAGAAAAUUCUUAAGGAAGUUCACGCCUGUGCAAACGCUCCCAGCCACCCGAACCAUCUCAUCGGACCUCCCAUUGGUCCAUGAAACACCACCGUCAGCUCCCCCAACCGUUUCGGACCCUUCUUCAUCUGCGGACACCCCAACCUCGGCAGUCUCUCCAAGCAAUUUGGAUGCACCACCGGAUAUAAGUGAUAUUCCACAUGAGGAUACACCCAGCAAUGGCCAUGACGCCUCUAGACAACGUGAUGACAAUAUUAAACUGUGUCCUAAUCCUGAACCAGAUUCAGCAGUGACUGUCCAACCAUUACGACGUUCCACGCGUCACGUUCAGCCACCCAAGUGGCAUUCUGAUUAUGACCUUAAGUAA